UCUAAACUUCUAGCAUCUGCUGUACGCACUUCCAUAAAUCCCCCAAAACUAUACAAUUUUAUGGCUGCGAGAUUUGAUUUUACCAUACGUUCGAUUCCGGCAACUCCGAUAUUAAUAUAACCAUGGCGAUAACUACCCCAUUCCAGACGCUAUUUGCCGUCCCUAUGACCUGUGAGAGCUGUGUCCAGGACGUGUCUGGCUCGCUGCACAAGCUUGAGGGAAUUACAAAAGUUAAUGCAAAUUUAAAAGACCAAUUAAUAUCCAUCGAGGGAACUGCUGCGCCAUCUGCAAUUGUUUCAGCGAUCCAGGGAACAGGGAGAGAUGCCAUUCUACGGGGCACUGGGACUACAGACGGCUCUGCUGUGUGUAUCCUCGAGACUCAUUCGCAGCAACUAUCUGACAAGGUGAAGGGGCUUAUAAGGAUGGUGCAGGUCUCAAGUUCGUUGACCCUGUUUGACCUCACGAUACGUGGACUGGCGCCCGGAAAGUACGAUGCAACAAUCCGCGAGACUGGCGAUAUUUCGCAAGGCGUCAUAUCGACGGGAGCUAUGUGGAAAGACCCAGUUAAGGAAGGGCCACAGGGAUUAAAGGGCCGUCUGGGAACUGUUAAUGUGGAUGGAAAUGGUUUGGGAAGCGUAUUUAUCGACAAGCCAAUCCAGAUCUGGGAAAUGAUAGGGCGAAGCAUCGUGGUUUCGAGGCAGCACGAUGGAGAGGGGAAGUUUGAGAAGAAUGACGACAACACUCUCGUGGGAGUGAUUGCUCGCAGCCCAGGAGUUUGGGACAACGAUAAGACUGUCUGCUCUUGUUCUGGGAAGACGCUGUGGGAGGAGAGGAAGGAUGAGGUCGGCAAGGGGAUGAUUUAGUGAAAGUUUGCUUCGCAAUAUAUCCCAGACUUGAAAGC
This is a messenger RNA of Pseudogymnoascus verrucosus, 901 nucleotides long. It is a transcript of the gene CCS1, whose product is annotated as copper chaperone. The transcript has 4 exons. Lineage: Eukaryota; Fungi; Ascomycota; Leotiomycetes; Thelebolales; Thelebolaceae. Gene Ontology annotation, molecular function: superoxide dismutase copper chaperone activity; copper ion binding. Gene Ontology annotation, biological process: removal of superoxide radicals. Bases 123 to 863 code for a protein of 246 amino acids. Gene Ontology annotation, cellular component: cytoplasm. The record is from RefSeq and is a predicted model, not a curated record.